Rubroshorea leprosula is the source of this 750-nucleotide messenger RNA. Lineage: Eukaryota; Viridiplantae; Streptophyta; Magnoliopsida; Malvales; Dipterocarpaceae. The record is from the annotation of a GenBank genome assembly.
CAAUGAUUUACCAGAAAGAUAGAGAUAAUGGUGGGGCAUGACAGUGACUCUCUGCAGGAAAAUCCAGUACCAUUUCAGAUAUGAGGCACAGGAGCAAGAAAAAAAAGACAAAUAUGGUAAUCUAACAAGUAGAUGAAUAAUCCUUACGGAUUUGGAUAGAAUCUUGCUUUACCAAAAAGGAAAAUAUGAAACCAUUUAUGGUAUAACUAUUGCUUUACAAGGAAAGAACAGCAUAUAUGGAAGUGGACGAGAAAAGGAAACUGCAUAUAUGGUAGUUGAGCCAAAAAGGAAACUGCAAAUAUGGAAGUUGUGUGCUGUUUGCACCAAUAAAGGAAAACCAUGGACGUCACCCCUUACGUCACUCUAGUGCAAUUUGUGCCUCCAAAGACCUAUAUAUACUUGUUCAUCUUGCCAAUGUUUUCACCAAAUUCACCUUUCCUAUCUCCACUGUGUAACUUACCCUUACCAUGAAAAUUAUCCCUUAUGCGUCUCCUAGACUAGAUCCACCAGAUAUAGUGAUUCCUCUAGUUAAGCAAUGUGAUUUAGGAUACCUCUAUGGUAUUCAAUAUAUCACAAUGCUCUUGAAGAUUAGCAACACAUCGGAUUAGUGAUUUACCAGAAUAGUAUGUGAAGAGGAUCUUUUGCUCAUCCUGAGACCGAGACGACAAAGAAUGAGCUUAAGAUCAACCAUUAUCCUUUGUUUUUUCUUCUUUGCUGUCAACUUUUGGGAGCUAGUUGUCUUAUUGAGAU